GACAUUCUCAGCCGCAACGCGUGAUGUACCUGCUCAUGCUCGCCCCACUCUCCGCAUGACGUCAUGUUAUCGAAGCGCGGGUUUUUACGUCACCGGGCGCGAUGACGUGCGACGCGGAUCAUACCGAGGCGCCGGGUUGGUAUAACGAGCGAGAGAUCUCUCACGCGCAGACGCACAGGCGAUAGAUAAAGAAAGCACACGCACACAGAGACACUCAUUCGUCUCUUUGCUCAGUGUGCGUGCCUUCGUCGUCUUCUUCUUCUUGUUGUAAACAGCUUGUUCGGUAACGCGCACUGACAGUACCGACACGCCGGGUGUUGUUGUGGGUGGCCUGUCCACCACAUCAUCGCAUGUUGGCAAUUGAGGCUUUAGCCCAGGAAGAGGUGGCUAUAGAAGAGACACAAGAUACAGAGAGGAGCUGAGCUCGGCUCUGUGUGUCCCCCACCACCCCCCCGCCGCACACGAAGGAUCUGACUUCUUGUUCCAUCGGUGCUGGCUUCACCAUGGCUCCACGUCCGAACAGGAGUCGCACCGUUGUUGUAACAGGGUUCGGUCCAUUUCGAGAGCACAAUGUAAAUGCGAGUUGGGUGGCUGUGCAGGAGCUGGAGAAGCUGGGUAUGGGUGAGGACGUUGACCUGAAAGUGUUUGAGAUCCCUGUGGAGUACCAGAAGGUGCAAGAGCUUGUGCCAUCUAUAUGGAAGCUGCACAACCCCCAGUUGAUGGUUCACGUGGGGGUGUCGGGGGUGGCGCAAGCCGUCACACUAGAGCAGUGUGGGAAGAACGUGGGCUAUGUGGUGCUGGACAAUGCGCGCUGCUGCCCGGGCAGCCACUGCUGCGUGGAGGGAGGGCCAGAAUGCCUCCAUUCCAGGGUGAACAUGGAGGCCGUGCGGGACAAGGUGCGCGCUCAGGGGCUCGAGCUGCAGCUUGCCGUGUCGGAUGACGCAGGCAGGUACCUGUGCGACUACACCUACUACUAUUCGCUGUUCCUGAGCCAUGGCAAGGCGACGUUUGUGCAUGUACCCCCACUGGACAAGCCAUAUAGUGCUGAAUUGCUGGGCCACGCUCUUAAGCUAAUCGUGCAGGCCAUGCUGGAGCAGUUGGAUGAUGUGCAGGAAAGCUGCCUUUAGCACGAGCACCACAUUCCCAUUUAAUCACCUGCUUCUGAAAGCCUGCGUGUAAGACUUGAGAAUCAUGCCCAUGCAACUUUGCUCUGUACACUCUGCCACUUUCGAUCUGCAAAAGCAGGUUGAGCAAUUGGGGCACCUGUUCUUGUUUGCAAAUACAUGUUGUAUAGCUGAUUUGGUCAAUGCAAUUAUUUUUCAGCAGCAGUAAAUGGAACCAGGCCAUUUAGUGCGGAGCAGGGCAAUAAUUUGAUGUACCCUUAUCUGUACUGACAUGUCAUUUGCAUUGAUUUUCUGUCAGCCUCAUUGGAAAGUGUUUAUGUUCCUAAACAGACUUUGUUGAUUUGGUUAGAAUGAUCAACCUAAUACAUAACUGCGGAGCUGGUGCAAAACUGCAACUGAACUAUCUUAAUGUUUAAAUCAAAGGUCUGCUUAUCGAUGAGCCAUUAAACAAUACCACAGCCUUUAACUCCUUUGCAACCUACAUCAAAAUGGGGCAUUUAGCGAGCUACAGUUUUGUCAAUAUUUUUGCAGCAAUGGCUUAUUUGAUUAAUAGUAACCCUUGGCUUACAACUUUCAUGACUGCAGGAAUUCAUAUUCUUGGUUCUUUCGGUAAAGUUCCGUAGCUAGAAAAAAAAAA
This is a messenger RNA of Petromyzon marinus (sea lamprey), 1761 nucleotides long. RefSeq names its product pyroglutamyl-peptidase 1. NCBI's taxonomy places the organism in Eukaryota, Metazoa, Chordata, Hyperoartia, Petromyzontiformes, Petromyzontidae. The record is from RefSeq and is a predicted model, not a curated record. Gene Ontology annotation, molecular function: pyroglutamyl-peptidase activity. Gene Ontology annotation, cellular component: cytosol. Gene Ontology annotation, biological process: proteolysis.